AUGCACAAGCCCAUGGAGAAGUCCCAAAACUUCCGCAUUGAGGCGCUCCUGGCUGAUGAGCCGUCGCGGAGCGCUUCGCCGCCGGCGCUGAGCACCCGGAGCCCCGCAGCGAGCCCCGGCCCCGCCGGGCGCUGCGACACUCCCUCGCCUCGAGUACCCUCGGCCGCCGCGCCCCUCGCCCCGGCCGGUUUCGUUCCCAAACCCAGUUUGUUGCACCUCCCCGGCCCCGGGCUCGGUACCUUGCCUGCUCUCUACCCGCCCGCCAUGUACCCGCUCCCGGCCCUGGGGGGACAGCACCCCGCUUUCGCUUACACCGGCAUCCCCCACCUGCCGGCGCCCGGCGCGGAGCACCUGAAGGCGGCCGUGGCCAGCUCCUUCCCUCUGGAGCACUGGAUCCGAGCCGGAAUGCUGGUGCCGAGGCUCUCCGACUACCACGCUGCUCCCCAGUCUGGCUUGAUGGGGAAGUGCCGUCGACCCCGCACAGCCUUCACCAGCCAGCAGCUCCUGGAGCUGGAGAACCAGUUCAAGCUCAACAAGUACCUGUCCAGACCCAAGCGCUUUGAGGUAGCCACAUCGCUGAUGCUCACAGAGACACAGGUGAAGAUUUGGUUCCAGAACCGACGCAUGAAGUGGAAGCGGAGCCGCAAAGCCAAGGAGCAGGGGGCCCAGGCAGAUGCUGAGAAGCAACAAGGGCUCAGCAAAGCCUGUGAGAAGCUGCUGCCCAGUGAGCCUCAGGGACAAACUACUGAGAGCCCCAAGUUCAUGGGGCACAGCCCUGGCUCAGGCUUCCUGCACCGCAGCACCACCGAACUGGGCUACAGCCCUGACUCCUCCUGCUCGGGUGGUGAGGAGGAAGAAGAAGAGGAGGAGGAGGAGACAGGUGCCAUGGAGAGGAAAAUCAACUCUGUGUUGUGA
Messenger RNA from Calypte anna (Anna's hummingbird), 915 nucleotides. Its product is annotated as motor neuron and pancreas homeobox protein 1. The record is from RefSeq and is a predicted model, not a curated record. Gene Ontology annotation, cellular component: nucleus. Gene Ontology annotation, biological process: neuron projection morphogenesis; regulation of DNA-templated transcription; central nervous system development. The coding region runs from base 1 to 915 and encodes 304 amino acids. The transcript has 3 exons. Gene Ontology annotation, molecular function: sequence-specific double-stranded DNA binding; DNA-binding transcription factor activity, RNA polymerase II-specific. Lineage: Eukaryota; Metazoa; Chordata; Aves; Apodiformes; Trochilidae.